UCCCGAGGAGAUCUUUGGGCGUAAUCAGGCGAGUGCAAUCGAGGUCCGGGUUUUAACAGAAAGGAUACAAAACUUUUAGAAAAGCUUUUUGUCGAGCUCGUCAACAAACCGAAUAUUUUUCGGAAGUCUUUCUACAGAGUUACGAUGAAUUAUAAAAGAAAAUGACCCAUGUCGGAGCAGUGUGAGGUCGACUUCAGCCUCCCUGGAGAAACUUUUGAAGACAUGAGCAUCAAGCUGCUUAACCUCAGGGUUUAAGAGGCGAUCACCAUGGCAACACAGUUCAGUAUUGAUGAUGCCUUCGUAUUGGAGGGAGAUGAUGAAGGAGCCAUGUCUGAUGGAGAGCCACAAGGAUGGAAGGACAGAGAGGCAGGAGAGAUGACAUUUGGCCCUCUGACUUUCUCCAAACCUCAGACUCAUCCUUCACCUGGGGCCACCGGCUCCCUGGAGCACAGUAACUUAAAGUAUCAGAAUCUGGAAAAUGAAGAUGCUCUGGGCAGCAAUGGCAACUCCUCUUUCAAUAACUUCUUUAAAAUCAGUGACCCUGCCAAUCUGUCGUACUGCAGCUCUCAGUGGUCCUUCAGCACCUUGAGUUCUGUCACACAGCUUUCUGCACACUGCUGUGGAUGGGUGUCUCAUCCACUUGUGAAAAAAAACAGAAAGGUUGUUCUUGCUUCUUUUCUUCUCCUAAUCACUGGAGUUGCUCUUAUUUUCACAGGUAUUGUCAUACAGCUGAAUCCAAAUGCAGGUGUUUCAAGUGCUAUUUUCUUUGUACCUGGAUUUCUUCUCUUCAUCCCUGGAGUGUACCAUGUGAUUUACAUCAGCUGUGCUGUCCGUGGAAGAAGAGGAUUCAAGUUGUUUUACUUACCUUAUUUUGAAAAAUGACAUAAAAGACAAGCUACAUUUUCACCACAUUUCUUUUACAACAUUAUUUGUCUUAUUUAGUUUUCCUUCAUAUUGUCACAUGCUUCUUUUUCUUGUCAUUGUAAUGACCACUACUAAUUGAACCACUCAGUGCCAAGACUAUGUUUGUGCCAUAUGAACUGACAUUAUUGUGUGUGUACUCUAAAAGAAGGAGAUUGGUCCUGCCUGUGUUUUCUAUGUUGUGUGAAUAAUGACUGUGAAACAACAAAAAUUAAACUUUUUAUAGUAUAGUGUUUGAGAUGGUUUAUGAGGCCUUGGUUAGGGCUUCAUUGAAGGAGGGCUGGAAAGCUGAAUUACCUAAGCCUAAGCAGACUUCAGGCUUGUAAAUCAUACCUCAUUUUAUGGCCAUAUGAACCACUAUUUUGUCUAUCCCAGUCCAAACUUUGUUUGCCCUUACACAUCAGAAAGUAAACAUCAUGUUGAUUUGGUUUGCUUGGCACUAAUGCUGCCAUGGUUACAUGCGUUAAGGAAAUAAGUAGCCACUUUGAAAUGGAAAUAAAAUCAAGUGUGGUUUCACUUAAAACCUAAAGCCAACCAGACACAAAGAUACACCCAGAUUGUGUUUUGCAGUAGUUUAUUUCCCUCUGCGGGUUUUCUCAGUUAAUUACCACAACAGCUGAAGAAACAAUCAAAUGUGCAUGUCACAAAGGCUGCAUGCUGGGGUUAGUAGUGAUGCCUCAUAGUAAGAAGGUUCUUAUUUUUAAUCCUGUCUGGACAGGGCAUUUCUGUGUGGUGUUUGCUUAUUCUGUCCAUGCCUGCAUGUGUUCUCUCCAGUUAUUCAGGCUCGAACAAAAUACAUGAAAAAAUUGAAUACAAAUAUACAAAACUGAGCAAAAUCCCUAACUGAACAAAGACAGGAUUAAACAUUAAAAAUAAAAGAGUAUAAUUACUGGAGCCCUGAGGGAUAUGCAUGCAUAAAUUACAUUUAACUCUGUUUCCCUGAACAUGUACAGGUUGUUUCUAUAGAUCUUGAGGAAUUGACAUUAUCAUGAGGAAAUAACAUUAUGUUAUCCCAAGGUAACAAGUUACAAAAAUGUAAUUGCCACAAUUUUUCUAUGCACAUAUUCAUAACCCACUGACAGCAGCUCAAUGGUCCACUUUUGGGUCUCAACCCACAAUUUGAAAACCACUUUACUGUAAUUUAAUAACUUACUGCUACUACAAAUACUAUUAUGAAUCCUAAUAUUGGUACAUUUAAUUCAUAAAACACAUCUCAUUUGAAGGAAAUCUCACACUUGGCCACAAUCCCUGUGGGCCCCCUUUAAGCUUAAAUUUUUUAGGCUGACUAUCGCCACCUGCUGAAUUGGAGUGUGCUUCUCUUUGAGAAGUUGUAGUAUAUUCUGUGUAUCAGGCAAGUUAUAUUUAAAUAAUUAAAUCCUACAUUUGAACCCAGACCUCGCUGUCAGUUUCAGAGGAGUUCUAACAAGUCCUGCCUUCCAUGGGGACAUGAUAAUGUUGACUGUUGCUGAGAUCUGCAGGGGCUCCAGCUGAGGGCGCUCAUGUUACACACAAAAUUCAAGUAACCCAGUGAGUUUAAAGGACUGCAUUAAAGUCCCCUGUAUAAUUAACUAUUAUUCUAUUCAUAAAUAAAAAAAAACUUCGUCUAUUCAUUAUAAACUAUUAACACAGUUUAAGUGGUAUGCAGAGUAGUGGUAAGUUUAAUCAUCAUUGCUGCAUAAACACUGUGAAUUGCAGUUUUAGAUGCAGGCAGCUUUUCAAUACAUUAGUAACCAAUGUGGUAAAUCAGGCAGACUGCUUUGACUGAUGUUGACCAGUUGCUGUCAUGACCUUUCUGCUGAAUGAGCAGCAGCAACUUUCUGUUUUAGUCCUUGCUGUGUUGACAAAAUUUAAAAGCAACUUAAUGUUUACAGUAGAAUGGAUUACCUCAAAGUAAGAUAUCAACCUCAAUAGAGCAUUAAUCCUUAAAACAGCAUGUUACUACAGCUACUUUUGGCGUUGUUGUUAACAACAAAACUUAUUCAGGCUAACAUUCUCAGUGACUGUUUAUUUAUUGACUUUAUUUACAGGACUCAAACAUGACAUAUGACAUGGAAAAUUUCACUUGGAGCAUACUACUACCACUGAAGGUGGUCAAGAGCUACUCCCAUUACAUUGUUGAAUAAAACUUUAUCAAAACACAUGAUACAUAUUAAUGGAGCCAUACAUAUUAUAAACAAGAUUAUUAUGAACACAAAUACAUGUUUUAAAUAAAUUUACAGUGGCAUAAAAUAAAGUUUUCUUUCAAAAUCAUGCAAACAUUUUAGAGCAACAUUAAAGUUUGUGAAUGGAAGAAUGUAAAGGCCUUCUGUAUGUGAGCUUUUUGCCAGCCUGUGUCUGUUUUGUAAUUUACCACAUGACUGUUCUCAAAUUAUCCACACUGUUCAUCAUUUUCGUUUUUUGCAGGACUGAAAAACAGCUUUAGUUACUGUUGCUGUUUUUGUUUCAAAAUUAUGCUAAACUUUGUCAUGGUGUGUUUUUAUUUAACACACUUGUCAUGUCAUUUGUGUUGGAAAAUACUUUGUGAACUCUG
This is a messenger RNA of Cheilinus undulatus (humphead wrasse), 3451 nucleotides long. RefSeq names its product transmembrane protein 134 (gene tmem134). The transcript has 8 exons. NCBI's taxonomy places the organism in Eukaryota, Metazoa, Chordata, Actinopteri, Labriformes, Labridae. The record is from RefSeq and is a predicted model, not a curated record. Bases 268 to 882 code for a protein of 204 amino acids.